AUUCGGCCUCUGGUCGUUCUUCUAUACUUUCUGGUUGUGCUUGUCGUCUUACUACCCCUGUGCAUCUGGGAACUACAGAAAUCAGAGAAUAUUAUGGAUGGUCCCCAUUUGCAGUUUGGACAGUUGGAUUGCGUUGAAGUACCCCAGAAUUGCCAUCUAUGUGGAUACAUGCAGGGAGUGCUACGAGGCAUACGUCAUCUACAACUUCAUGAUCUUCUUGCUCAACUACCUGAGAAACCAGUACCCCAGCCUGGUACUGAUGCUGGAGGUGCAGGAGCAGCAGAAACAUCUUCCUCCCCUCUGCUGCUGCCCGGCAUGGCCCAUGGGAGAGGUAUUGCUAUUGAGAUGCAAGCUGGGAGUGUUGCAGUACACGGUUGUCAGACCAGUCACAACAGUUAUUGCCUUGAUAUGUCAGUUCUGUGGUGUGUAUGAUGAAGGUAACUUCAGCUCAACCAAUGCAUGGACGUACCUGGUGAUAUUCAACAAUAUGUCCCAGCUGUUUGCCAUGUACUGUUUGGUCCUGUUCUACAAGGCCCUAAGAGAGGAACUGGCCCCCAUCAGACCAGUGGGGAAGUUCCUGUGUGUCAAAAUGGUGGUCUUCGUCUCCUUCUGGCAAGCUGCGUUCAUCGCUCUCCUAGUCAAGGUUGGAGUGAUCUCAGAGAGACACACGUGGGACUGGGACAGUGUGGAGGCUGUAGCUACAGGCCUACAGGUAAUGACUUCAUCAAAGUGGAGGAGUGUGGAGAUGUUCCUGGCGGCCAUCGCCCACCACUUCAGCUUCACCUACAAGCCCUACAUCCAGGAGGCUGAGGAGGGAUCCUGCUUCGACUCCUUCCUGGCUAUGUGGGACAUCUCUGACGUCAGGACUGACAUCUCUGAGCAAGUCCGCAACGUCGGGAGAACCGUUAUGGGCCGACCUAGGAAGACCUACUUCGGUGAGGCGGAGGACGACAGUGAGCGCUCAGGCUUGCUUUCCCCAGGCUCCAUGGACGCCAUUGGUCCCACGGAGGCCUUGUCCAACCCGGUGUCCCCCAAGGGUCGGUACCAGGGCCUGGGUAAAACCCAAACGCCCCACUCCCUGUCAGCCCCCGCCGGGCUCAACAAUGCUCAGUGGGAUGGAGAGGAGAGGGAAGACAAUGGUAGACAAGCUCCAGAGCCCAGAAACAUCACCAACGAGCCAAUAGGCUCGGUUACAGACGACCUUGUCGUUAUCACCUAGCUUAGCGUCAUCGCUAAAAUCCUCCAAUGGGAAUUCUGAAUGCACGUUAUACCAAACACAGUUGGGCAGGAACCAAGUAUGGCCUUGGCGACGUUUCCCCUACAGACGAUAUUUGGCUAACCCGCACACAAGCGAUGAAAAAGCACGUGUUAAUUAAGCAAUGUUGUAGUGAGUCAUUCAUCCACCACAUCAGAUGCAGAUGGACCUCUGUCAAUGACAGCUCGAAGAAUGUUCAUAAGCUUUCAUAAAGGUCUCAUGACACUUAAGAUAUUUUUUCUUGUAUCUGUAUUGUACUACUGAGUCAUAAUGGUAAAGUAUGGUACCUCAAUACCUUAUUUUAGUAUGACCCCUCUUCAUUGUAAUGGGUCUGGACUUCAAGUUCAAAAGCCGGUGAGAUUUUACCAGUAUACUUGUUCUAUAAUAGCACCUGGGUGAUAUCACUACAAACUCGUUAAUUAUUUACCAAGGGUUUUAGUUGUUACGAAAACGUUCAAAGUAUAUAUGUAGCUUUUAAACUGAAACCUAUAAAAUACUGGUUUGCACCAAUGAUUGGUUUUAGACAGUACCACGCAUUCUAGGUUUCUUUAUUUUUACUAUUUUCUACAUUGUAGAUUAAUAGUGAAGACACGUUGUAACCCCAAAAUGUUUUUAUUUGGGAUUCUUCAAAGUAGUCCACCCUUUGCCUUGAUAGCUUUGCACAUUUUUGGCAUAAAAAAAACUCUUAAGAGUAGGUGUGUCCAUACUUUUGACUGGUACUGAACAUCAUUGGGUUGCACAUGCUUGAAUAUGGUCUUCGAACCUAUUGUACAGAUUUUGAAGCAUGAAGCUGUGUCUCACUUUGGCAUUAACGCUAACCGCCUCGAUCGUCUUCUCAGAUGCCUUGUUUUAUGUAUCCACAAUCAAGUAAUUCACAUUUCACGUCUACCUCAUUUGUAAAUAUAAAGUGAUGUUAUAGAUUUCUUACUGUUUUAAUUUCUGUUAAGCUUUUCAGGGAUAUUAGUUGUGAUUUACCGUACUGAAAGGGAUUGAUCGUCUUUUACUCGUUUCAUUGUCAUCCAUUAGUAGAAUGUCUUCCUAUCGGGAAUGUGUGUCAAGUGUGUGCAGCUAUUGCCUUACCUGAUGUUUGUCACAAAGCAUUAACCUUCAGAGGGAAGUACUACAUCAAAUGUAUCAGCACCUUUGUCUGAGAGUUCAACUCAAAGUUCCAAACAUUCACCCUCCAAUAAAUGAAAUUAAAUGUG
Molecule: messenger RNA, 2460 nt
Organism: Oncorhynchus masou masou (cherry salmon)
Lineage: Eukaryota; Metazoa; Chordata; Actinopteri; Salmoniformes; Salmonidae
Product: transmembrane protein 184C-like
Exons: 10
Coding region: 98-1219 (373 amino acids)
Biological process (GO): transport
Cellular component (GO): membrane
Molecular function (GO): transporter activity
Source: RefSeq, a predicted model, not a curated record